Entamoeba invadens IP1 is the source of this 1698-nucleotide messenger RNA. RefSeq lists its product as hypothetical. The transcript has a single exon. The coding region runs from base 1 to 1698 and encodes 565 amino acids. Lineage: Eukaryota; Evosea; Mastigamoebida; Endamoebidae. The record is from RefSeq and is a predicted model, not a curated record.
AUGAGUUUGCCACUUUUAUACACUCUUUUUUCACUUUGUUAUUCUGAAAAAGUUGUCGCUCAUUGUAAAAACGUUAAAAACAACACGUGUACUCUAUGUUCGAAAAAUUACAUUUUAAGUAAAGAAGGUCAGUGUAUAUCAGAAUUUGAUUUGCACUGUUCUUAUCGUGUUAAUGGUGUUUGUCUUUUAUGUCAUCCGGGUUACCAAAUUAAUAUCACUACUCGAAAUUGUGUUGUUGGAGAUGAAUUAUGUACAUCAUGGUCUUAUCCAAAUUCAUUUAUAUGUCAGGAGUGUGUUAGUGGGUAUACUCUUCUUAAUCAAAAUAGAUGUGAAAAUUGUAGUUCCAUUCAAAGGGGGUGUUUAAGAGCGUUUGGGGAUUGCUCGAGGUGUUAUACAUGUCAAGAUGGUUAUUACCUUGAAAAUGAAAAAUGUAAAAGAGUAGCAAAUUGUCGUGUAUUUGAUUCAAAUAGAAAAUGUACUCUUUGUAUAGCUGGGUAUUAUUUUGACCUCGAAUCAAAUACGUGUGAAAGGGGGAAUAUUUCCAAGUGUAUUUUCUAUCAAAACAAAACUGUUUGUGGAAGGUGUACUGAAGGCUUGGUUCAAAUUGGAAAUUCCUGUGUUGAAGUCGACCAUUGUAUAGAAACCGAUGGACAACAAUGUUCUUUGUGUGAACUGGGUUAUUCGUUAAAUAAUUCCAAAUGUGAAAAAUGCAAAGAUAGCAAUUGUGCAACUUGUAUUGUCAACAAAGACAUGUGUACAAUUUGUUUAUCAGAGUUCAGAUUGACAUCUCAAAAGACUUGUUUGUUUUGUAAUGAAAGUAUAGGCUACAAGAUGUUUCAAGAUAAAUGUGUCAAAUGUGACUCUUCUUGUAAAAGUUGUGAAUUACAUUCUCCACAAAUUUGCACAGAAUGUGUAGGCACUUCUGUUCUCAAAAACGGAAAAUGUAUUCAAUGUGAAGAUGGAUGUAAAAGUUGCAAUUCCGAAAAUGUUUCAAUAUGCGAAGAAUGCCUUGAUGGUUUUAUAAUGAAUUUAGAUUCGAACACAUGUGUAAAGUGUUCGGGAAAUUGUUCGACUUGUCAAUUUGAAGACACCUCUCAAUGUAUUUCCUGUUUACCUGGAUAUUAUUUUUCUGAAGACCAAAAGAAUUGUUUUGACUGUUCGUUAAUUCAAUGUUCGGAAUUAAAUUCAAAAGAAAAAUGUGACUCAUGUUCAUCAAAAUGUAAAACAAGUGGAAUUGAUUUUAAAAAUUGUUUUGAUGUAAACUGUCUUGAUUAUAACAACGAAAGAAAUGUAUGUGUUGAAUGUAAAAAUGGGUAUUAUGUUGAUGACAAUUAUUCAUGUCUUCAGUGUGAUCAAAAAUGUGGGGAGAAUGGAUGUGUGAAAUUUAAGGAUUUCUGUCUCUUACCCCCAAAACAACCCAAUUGUGUCAUUGAAAUGGUUGAUAAAAAGUGCAAACAAUGUUCAUCACAAUCAUUUUCAGUACAAAAUGGAGUUUGUGAAAAAAGAGGAUUUUGUUUCAACAGAAAUGAUAAUGGCAAUUGCACAGCAUGUUCUUACAGUUUAAAUGGGAGAGAUGUAUUUUAUGAACCAUUUGAAAACGGACUGUGUAAUCUGUUAAUUGAUCCUAAUGUAAUCAUUAACAGCUCUGCACUUAUCUUCGUCUUUGCAAUCACUUUAAUAAUGUUCUUAUUUAUUUAA